UUAAACCCGGUGCUUUGGUAAAAACCCAAUAAACACCCAUAAACUCCCAUAAUCACCCAAAAAAAUAGGUUUUUACGUAUUUUUUUGAAAAUAUGUAAGUAAUACCAAUAAAUUAUUUUUAUAAAUUGUAUUGAUCAAUUCUACAAUAUUAAAUAAAACGUUAACUAAUAAUAUUUCAGGAAAUUUUAAAAAUCUAUAUAUAAUAAAAUGAAAGUAAUUAAUUUUCAGUGUUUUCAUGUUGCAGUUGAUCAACAUGUUGGCCUUUUGCUUCCCGUAGAUACUUUAAAAUUUCUUCAUAACACCUCGUUCGCACACAUGGCCGUAUAUAUUUAAAUUCUUGAGCCACUAACAGUCCGAAAUACUCAUUUCUUUUAUCCUCUUCUCCAUAAAUUAAGCAUUUAGAACAGUUUGUUUCUUCUUUCAGUAAAUUUUCUUUUACUUUAUCCUCGUUUUUUUCUUUGUUGCGACGACGCUGGGUAAAUCAUCUGGACACUGGGUCUCACUAUCGCCAAAUAUAUUUGGAGAUCGGCUUCGGCUACGGCUUGGCAGACAUUUUUUUCUUUCUACAAUUUUAAAUUAAAUUUAUUAGAAUAAAUGCUUCGAACACACGCGAUCUAAGUACCUUUUGUGUUUAUUAUACCUUACCUACCUAGGUAUAAAAAGAGUACUUACGUAGAUUUUCUUUUAUUAACUGUUUUAUACGAAGAUCUUGAUCUCUCAAAUUAGCAUCCAUUUUACUUCCAGUGAUUAUCAACUAAAUUAAUAAUCCACAAAGUAUUAAAUAACGUUUUUAUGAAAUAUUUAGCACAAAAACAAUACCCUUUAAAUAUCGAUCGUCAGUAACUGUGGCUGACUUACCUAUAUUCUAGCAAGCAGGACUGCCAGAUGUGAAGGGGAAAUCCCCAAUAAAUUGUUGCAUGUGACUGAUGAUGUGAGCAUGUUCGUUUCAUAAUAAAAAUGUUGCCAGGUAACCAAAAAGUCGUAUGUUUUUGUGCGAAUUACGAUCAUAAUCUUUACGAUCGUACAUUAAAAAAUAGACAAAUAAUAGUAUGAGUACGAUUUAAAUCGUAUAUCUGUCAACCCUGCUAGCAAGACAGCGACAAAAUCACGUUGCAUAACAAUGUAGCCCAAGCUUAUAUCUUAUGAAAUAUACGGAAGAGAUACGGACUUAGAAAAAACAGAAAUGUUGUUCUUUGUGGAAGUCAUUGAUGAAAUUCUAUGUAUUUUAGCCCGCAAACUUUCUUCAAACAAAAACAGCGCCAUCUAGUAUCGAGUUCUGUAAUUAUCUCUUUGUUUAUGGAUUUGAAGUAAGACCGCCACGCAUGCAAUACAUUAUGACUGGGGAUUCCCCUAUUCGUCGACGCUGAAUAUGAGGCGACGACAAUCACUGUCAAACGUGUUCACUAUUACUCUGACUCUGGUAACGUGACUUCCUGGUAACGUGUUAGGUAGGAAAAGCAGUAAAAAAGUGCAUAUUAAGGGAGCAGAUUUGAAAUAAUAUUUAUACUUAACAAGAAAUAAUUAAAGGUUCAAUGGGGAGACCUAAAGAUUUACGCAUAUGGGAGCACUACCGUACUUUACCAAACAAGUCUGUUUCUUGCAAGCUUUGUAAUAAGGUCUACAAAUUCAGUAAUGCUGCCAAAAUGCUUCAACAUCUUAUCACUUGUCCAAAAUCUCCAGAAACAUUAAAAGACUCUAUGAAACUUAUAAAAGAUAGCUCGUCCAAAACCAAAAUGUCUGGACUGUCAGAGAUAGAGACAAAUGAUUCUUUUAUAAGCCCCUCGUCGUCUGCUAACACUACAAUAAAUGCUGAGUUUCAAGACACCGAUGAUCAUAUAAAAACAGAAUUAGCGAGAGCUAUAUUUGUAACAGGGACGCCAUUAUCGAUGGUGCAACAUCCUUUAUGGAUACAAUUUUUCGAAAAAUUGCAACCAAAAUUUAAAAUACCUUCACGUAAAGCUUUAGCGACAAAAUACUUAGAUAAAAUAUAUAGAGAAAUGCGUUUUGAGUUAAAUGAGGAACUAAAUGCUUGUAGUUACUUACACCUUCAGUGCGAUGGCUGGUCUAAUUUAAGAAAUGAAGGAAUAAUAAACUUUCUUAUAUCAAAACCUCAACCUGCAUACGUUAAAAGUUUGAAUACAGAAAGUAAUCCUCACACUAGUGAAUACCUUAGCCAAGAAGUUGAAAAAGUAAUGAAAGUGUAUGGAGCAAAUAAGUUUCUUGUACUUAUUGGCGAUAACGCUAGAAAUAUACAAAAGGCAUUCGAAUUAACAAAACUCAAAUAUCCACAUGUUGUUCCUCUCGGUUGCUGUGCACAUAUCCUUAACUUGUUGUGCCAAGAUAUUGUAAAGAUACAAGAAGUAACUGUGUUUAUUAUGCAAGCCAUAAAUAUAAUAAAAACUGUUAAAAGGAGUCAACGAUUAAGUUCCUUGUUGAUAAAAUCAAGGCAGGGUGAAGAUUCUACACAAACACUAAAAUUGCCUUGUGCUACAAGAUGGGGAAGUCAUGUUACUUCGUUAAAAAGUUUGAAAGCAAAUAAGAUAGCUUUGCAAAUAUUAACAGUUAGAGAAGAUGUGGUAAUUUCAAGAGAUAUUAAAGAUUUAAUUCUAAGUGAUGAUUUCUGGACGAAGACAGGGGAAUGUAUAAGUAUUUUGGAACCAGUCACUGAAAGCAUAUUUUACUUAGAGAGCGACCAGAAUCGUUUGCAUCGCACAUACAUUACAUUUAGAGAUGUACAAGCUAAGAUACGUUUUGCAUUAAAUGAGAUUUCGACAUUGAGCGAAGAAAGCAAACAGCAGAUUCUAACAUCAGUAUCUUCAAGAUGCAAUAUGGCAAUGAGGCCAAUACAUUUUGCAGCAUAUAUUCUAGACCCCAGGACUCUAGGAGUCGAACUUACUCAAGAGGAAGAACUUAAGGGUAUGGAGUUUAUCUACAAUUUAAGCCAACACUUAAGUUUGUCAAAUGUAAUGGCAGAUUUGGCGUGUUAUAAAGCUAAAGAAAACUUUUGGGCCAGAGGAUUUGUAUGGAGCUCAUUAGAUAGCAUUGAGCCCCUAAUAUGGUGGAAAGGUAUUUGUGGUUCCACUGAGUUAAGCAAAGUAGCGAUUCGUAUUCUAUCAGCUCCCUGUACUUCGGCAGCCACUGAGCGUUCCUUUAGUAUCCAAGGCUACAUACAUAAUAACAAAAGAAAUCGACUUACAACUGAAAGAACUGAAAAAAUUUCAUUCAUUUGUUAUAACUGGAAUCUUAAACAUAAAGCUGAAUGCGAGGACAUUCAGUUUAAUGAAGAAAAUACCUUAGAAGCUUUCAUUGAGCAAGUAAAUGAACAUAACAGUUUAGACGAAAUAGAGCCUAUCGAACCUAUACAAUUCAUCGCUUGUAAUAACUCUGAAUCUGACAGUGAUUGACUGUAGUUUUACAUUUUACUUUCAUCUCUUUCUUAAUAAACUCAAAAUCAAAUUAAAAGUUUUUUAUUCUGUAGGCUGCAUAAUAAUAUUGUCUAUGUCCAGUAUAGUGGACGUCUUGCGGCUGAGAUGACGAUGAUGAAGUACAAAAUCAUAAACACCCAAAAAUUUGGGUGUUUAUGGGGUUUAAACCCAAUAAACCCAAAACACCCGGUUUUUACCCACCAGACUUUAAACCCACCCAGGUGGAUUGCCCAUCUCUA
Messenger RNA from Galleria mellonella (greater wax moth), 3664 nucleotides. RefSeq lists its product as uncharacterized. The transcript is spliced from 2 exons. The coding region runs from base 1533 to 3404 and encodes 623 amino acids. Gene Ontology annotation, molecular function: protein dimerization activity; DNA binding. Lineage: Eukaryota; Metazoa; Arthropoda; Insecta; Lepidoptera; Pyralidae. The record is from RefSeq and is a predicted model, not a curated record.